AAUUAGCUGGCAAACAACUAAUAACAUCUUCGGAGUGGGAUUGCCAGCCAUUUUUCAGUUGUUUGUAAAUCUGCCCAGAUAACUUACUGUGAUGGCUCAUAUCAAGUCAAAAUGUACAAAAUCACCCUUGUUGCUUCUCGUUCCCUUCGAAAGCUAGGGUUUCAAGAGAGAGUCUCAUUCAUUUAGUUUGGCUAGGUAUCUGUAAAUCCUUCGAGUUCCCCAUGUCUGAGAUUCUCUCUUUGAUUUUUUCCCCUAAUUUCUCCUCUCACCUUUCGAAGCCUAAUCAUUUCAUUUCAUACUUGUAUGGUGUGGAGGAGGACGGGGAAAUGCAUAAGUCCUCGUCUCUUCUUAUUUGGCUGGCCGAUGGGAAUCCAUUUCCGAACAAUGCCACGGUGCAAACCGGAUGUAACGAUUUGCACGCUGAGUUGCUCAGAAAUGGGGUUGUACCUUGUCACAGCUAACCCUUGUUUGUUUGUUUGAACCAGCCAUGUACAAUUUCAAACAACGAGCGGUCAGCUUCUGGUGGAACUUCAAUUCAGAUUUACACAAGAAAGACUUUAAUCACUGCAUCAAUCAAUGGGGUCAUUUCUUAAUUGCCUUUCCACAGGCUUAUGAUUUAGUGUUAGAAUCUUUGGAGGGUCAUGAGCAUGAUGAUGUUCAAGCUACAAUCUUGGAGAGGAGGAAUCAGAUAAUACAACAACUCCAAUGCCAUGCUUCAUUCAUCCAAGAAUGUAAUUUAGACCCAACAGAAGAAAACACUCAUCACUCUUUGACAGCCAAGUAUGUUAAGUUCUUGCUAGCUACUGCGUCAAGCCAUCUAGAUAUUGGUCAUCUUGAACCUCAGACCCCUGCUGAGAAAUUCAAAAUUGCUGCUUUUGUUCUUGGUGUGUGGCUCUCUGCGGGACUUGCUAAGCUUAUUAAGCCAGUCAUCAGUCCUAUUGAACAACCUGACCGAUUCAGCGAGUGGAUUGAUAGAUACUCCUCUGAUGAAUUCGAGGCCUCAACUGAGAAAUUGUUUAAUUGGCUAAGCAACUCUUUGAGAAAUGAAGAGCCUAAAGUCCUGGGUGGCGUUUAUCAUCAUGCUAUGAAGCUCGAAGUAUUCUGUGGUUUUCUGAUGCUUGCCAAGCUCAUCCCUGUAUCACUCAUGCGUAAUCGUCCGGAGGAGCGCCUCGUGCCAAUUUAUGAUUUUAACUUCACAUGCACUACUGUGGACUAUUUGCAAUUUUCAAUGCAAAAUCCUGAUCAAAGGCCACAUCCUGGUAACAUGUACUCUUCUGAUUCAGUUGCCAUUCCACUACCUAAUACUGGCAGGACACCUCCAUGGAAUAGAAUAUCAGUUUCAAAUCUUAGGAGGUCAGUUGGAAUGGCUGCUGGGCUACAUUGGGGAAGCGGGACACCUUCUAAUAGUUUAUCCAUUAGUAGAACUGCACCGUUCAACAUUUCAGUAAGAACCAGAAUAUACUCCAAGCGAUUUUACAAGUGCAAGUACUGUGGCUUCCGGAUUGCUUCAUUAGCUAAUAUUUCUCUUAUAGCACAAUUGUUCGGGCAGGAUCUUCCUAUUCCAUCAGUGAUGGUCAUCCACCCUCCAUUGACAAGUGUGACUGUGCAACACACUAACGAAAUCGAGCAGACACCGGAUAGUUUAGCACAAAGGAAUAAUCUUUUGUGCGGCAUGUGUGAGGAACAGAUUGGGAAAUGCUUUGUCGUUGCUGCAGCUGAUCUGGAAAUUUGGGUUUUACACCUCCCCUGUGUAAAGCUAGAACCCUUGAGGUAUGAACGUCUCAUUCCCUGGUAUCUGAGUCAUCCUGGAAGUUAGUUGAUCGUGUCAAGCAGUUAUGGAAGACUACGCAAGAGCUGAAGGUUGAGGAUGUCAGUAUUGCUGUUUCGUCUGGAGUGGUUUGCUUGGUUCUGUGCUGGCGAGAUAUCAGGAAGAGAUUUACUUUCACUUGCUACAUGUCUGAUAAACUCAUUGUACCACCCAAGGCUUCAACAAGCAGUUCCUCAAAUCCUUAUGAGGUGAUUGUGUUGAUAAAUGAAUUUUAGUGUUAUGAUGAAGUACUGCACAGUUUCUACCAACUUUACUUGAUGAAUGUUUUUCUGCUGUGCCUGUAAAAUCAGUUUUUUUUCAACAGUCACCUGACCUAAUUAUUCUCCAUCUUGUAGUUGAACACAAAAUCAUAAUUAUGCAUGGUGUUAGUCUUC
Papaver somniferum (opium poppy) is the source of this 2202-nucleotide messenger RNA. RefSeq lists its product as uncharacterized. Bases 488 to 1816 code for a protein of 442 amino acids. The record is from RefSeq and is a predicted model, not a curated record. The transcript is spliced from 6 exons. Gene Ontology annotation, cellular component: cytosol. NCBI's taxonomy places the organism in Eukaryota, Viridiplantae, Streptophyta, Magnoliopsida, Ranunculales, Papaveraceae.